Molecule: messenger RNA, 1857 nt
Organism: Helianthus annuus (common sunflower)
Lineage: Eukaryota; Viridiplantae; Streptophyta; Magnoliopsida; Asterales; Asteraceae
Exons: 4
Coding region: 312-1574 (420 amino acids)
Source: RefSeq, a predicted model, not a curated record
CCAUCUAGAUUUGUGGACAUCACCCAAGCCAAACACCAUCGAAAGGAUGCUCUAACACCAUCGUCCGGGCAUCCUGUCAUCCAUCCCCGUCCAUCGACUUGCGUUGUAGAUCGUUAAAAAAAAACCGAUAAAAUAAUUGAAAGGUUUAGUAGUCAAAUAUGUACCACCUACUACCAUUAUAACUCAGAGAAAAAGAAGUCAACAUCUUUUUUGGUUCUUCUAUCACUACCACACUCAAGCAUCAAAUCAACCCAAAUGGCCACUACAUAAGACGGACACCCGUAUUAUUAUUAUUAUCGCCUCUGUUCCCUAUGGAGGAGAACCCUCUUCACCUGAAUCCAAACCUCCAUUAUUCCAUCAUCAACAUCCUAGAAUCUAAGUCCUUGUCAUGGAUCUUCAUUGCGGAUCACCGUCACCCAUGGCGAGCAACACUCUCAUGGAUCACCUUCUCCCUCUUAACUUUUGCGCUUCCGGUUUUCUCCCACUUGGCUCUUCAGCGGCCCGUGUAUCAUCACGAUCACCUCCGGCCUUUCGAUUGGAUCGUUCAAGUGUCUCUUUCGUUGUUUUCCACGUUGUCCUUCGUUAGUCUCUGGCGGUUUACUCGGAAGUACGGUCUCCGCCGGUUUCUGUUUCUUGAUAAGUUGGAUAGCCUUGGUGAUAAAGUUAGACGAAAGUAUUUAGAGGAGGUUCAGAGAUCCACAAUGCUUCUAUGUGCUUUCAUCUUCCCAUGUUUUGUUUGUGACGUUAUUUACAACAUAUGGUGGUUCACCUCAGGAGGGGCCCACAUACCCUACAUUUACAACUUGUACCUUAGUCAUGCCAUAGCAUGCUUGAUACACCUGACUUGUUGGUUAUACCGGACAUCACUAUUCUUGCUUGUUUGUGUUCUUUUCAAACUCACAUGUUCUCUGCAAAUACUUAGGCUGGAAGAUUUUGCUCACGUCUUUGAAAAGUUAUCGGAUGUGGGCCCAAUAUUGGUCCAACACCUCACCAUCAAACGAAACCUUCACGUUAUAAGCCAUAGGUUUCGUGCGUUUAUCUUAUUGACAUUAAUACUGGUGACAACAAGCCAGUUCGCUUCUCUGCUUGUUACAACUGUGGACGGCGCAGUUGUAAAUGUAUCUACCACUGGAGAACUCGCGUUAUGCUCUGUCACGCUUGUGUUUGGUCUGUAUAUAUGCCAACGCAGUGCAGCAAAGAUCACACACAAAGCUCAGUCCUUGACAAGCUUGGCCACGAAAUGGCAUAUGUGUGCUACCACCCACAAUUUUGUUGAUAUGGGCAACAAUGAUGAAAACUCAAGGGAUAAUAUUACUCCACGAAUGGCCGAUCUGGAUUCAGAAAAUGAGGUUGGAGAUGGUGAUGAUGAACUAGACAACACAAACUUCAUUCCGGUUUAUAAGAACACAAUUUCAUACCAGCAAAGACAAGCUUUAGUGACAUAUUUUGAGAACAAUGAAACUGGAAUCACGGUGUAUGGGUUCAUGUUAGACAGGUCAUCUAUAAACACGGUCUUUGCAAUUCAAUUGUCACUUGCGCUAUGGUUGUUCGAUAAGACAAUUGGCUUCGGUUGACGUUUAGCUUAUUGAUUUUUAGAACCAUCCUAGGUAUUACAAAUUUUGUAACAUUAUUCUACAAAAGUUGAGAUAAAAAAGAACAAGAUGGGGAUUAGGACAAAGAGUUUUGUAUGUUUCACCCUAGUUAGUUCAUUACAUGUAAAUUUAAAAUUAUGUAGUUUUAUAACUAGUGGAAAUGCCUUGUGCAUAAUUUAGGGUGAUGGGAUUAUAUGUGUUGUGAAAAAUAUGUUGCUAAAUUGAAAAUCACACGAUUUAUAAAGGGCCGUAUAAUUAUGCAUAA